Crotalus tigris (Tiger rattlesnake) is the source of this 2946-nucleotide messenger RNA. It is a transcript of the gene GINS4, whose product is annotated as GINS complex subunit 4. Gene Ontology annotation, biological process: double-strand break repair via break-induced replication; DNA-templated DNA replication. The record is from RefSeq and is a predicted model, not a curated record. NCBI's taxonomy places the organism in Eukaryota, Metazoa, Chordata, Lepidosauria, Squamata, Viperidae. The transcript has 7 exons. Gene Ontology annotation, cellular component: GINS complex. The coding region runs from base 81 to 734 and encodes 217 amino acids.
CCGCCUCUUUGAGCGCGCUGGAGGCUUUGACGUCAGCGAGCGGCGGCGGGAAACGCGGGAGCCUCGGCGCGCCCGUGGGAAUGGCGGAGCCGGAGUCGGAUGCGGGCAGCGACGAGGUGGUGCUCACGCCGGCCCAGCUGAUCUGCAGCUUGGAGGAGGCUUGGAUGAAUGAGAAAUUUGCCCCUGAGCUGCUAGAAAGCAAAACAGAAAUUGUUGAUUGUGUCAUGGAGCAGCUUGAACACAUGGAAGAGAAUUUGAAACGAGCCAAACAAGGGGACUUAAAAAUUAGUAUUCAUCGCAUGGAAGUGGAAAGAAUCCGUUAUGUUCUUAGCAGUUACUUGCGCUGCCGACUUCGCAAGAUUGAGAAAUAUUUCCCCCAUGUCCUAGAGAAGGAAAAGACUCGGGCAGAAGGAGAACCAUCCAUCCUGUCCCCAGAAGAGUUUGCCUUUGCCAAAGAGUACAUGGCAAACACAGAGAAUCAUCUCAAGAACAUUGCACUGAGACAUAUGCCUCCAAACCUUCAGAAAGUUGAGUUCCUCAAAGCCGUUCCCAAGCCCAACCUGGAUGCCUUCGUCUUCUUGAGAGUGAAGGAGAGACAGGAAAAUAUAAUGGUGGAUCCGGAGCAUGAUGAGCAGAGAGACUACGUGAUCGACUUGGAUGAAAACUCCCAACAUUUGAUCCGCUACAAGACAAUUGCUCCCUUGGUGGCCUCUGGGGCAGUUCAGCUCAUUUAGAUCAGGUGGAUUCACCCAGGCCUUUUUGCCCAGAUACCAAUCGUAAGACCGAUCUCUGUGCCUGGGGAGCCCAUGCUUGACGAUCCCUCGUGUCUAACCUUGGAAAUUCAAUUCAACCGGUUUGAUUCCAGCACCAGAUGCCCGAAUGACUGUUAGUGCUGCUGAAACAAUGGUGUACAAUCCCAUCCCUGGAAAAUGGGGUCCUAUCCACACCAAAGAAGGGGAGGGUGCCGGCCUUGGAGAAAAGAUCUGGGAAGUGGAAUGCUGUAGUUCAGCAACUGGGCUGCUCAAAGGGCAUAUCAUUUACCUAUCCAGCAGGUGGCAGUAGGCCUGUUCUGGAAAGGCCAGGUUCAAGCAAUGGAAUGAAAAUAUGUCAUUGUACAGCAAAGAGUGGGCAAUUUUAUUGUCUGGGAGAACAUUUUUUGCCAGUCAUCCAGAGCUGCAAGGCAUGGCAGGAAGGUCACCGGAGAGGCCAGUCUGAAGCUGUUGAGUUUUUUUUUUUUUAAUUUGGGGAAGGAGGGUUUGAGGGAAAGAGGCGUGUCUUACCCUGUAGCUCCUUAAAAAAUGUAUUUUUAGUGCUUUCAUUGCAGCAUUAAAGAAAAUCGACAGGAAGCAUCAGGGACCUUGGUGACAAAAUUGCAGAUGAAUGCUAAGUUAUGCACAAUUGCAUCACACACUACACUCCCCCAGUCUCUUGGCAGAUAUGUCAGACUGCAGUUUCCCCCAUCUUCCACAAGUCCAUUGUGUUGUACCCAGAGAAUGUACGAGAGGGAGGCAGGUCAGGGGAUGAUGGGGUUGCUGAAAUGUUCAUGGAGAAAUUGGGAAAAAAUAAUUUAACACCAACCUAAGCACCAGGCUCAGAAAAGCAGCUGUAAGAAAUGCAUGAAUGAACUGAGCAGAAACAUCUAUUCAAGAGGUUUUAACAUGCAGUACUUUCCUAUUUGGGUAAUGUGGCUGUGUAUAACUUUUGGAUGUGACUCAGAAACAAUGGGAGUGAAUCUACAAAUAGCAUUAUCUCCCAGUUCAAAACUGCUGGUGGGAGUCAAUGCAAGACUUAAAUGGCAUAAAUUACAGUUUGAAGAUGCCUUGGGUUUGCUUCCGUUAAACUCAAGUGAUCAUAUUGUUCUACAUCAGUGGUUCUCAACCUUUCUAAUGCCGUGACCCCAUAAUGCAGUUCCCCAUGUUGUGGUGACCCCCAACCACUUAUACAUCACUGGGUGCCAGGGGUGUGGCCAAAGAAAAGGGGAAAAAUGGUGGACAGCCUUGUUUGGCGACCCCCGUGAAAUGGUCGUUCGACCCCAAAUGGGGUCCCAACCCACAGGUUGAGAACCACUGUUCUACAUAGUUGACCUUGAGAUUCCAAAAUUCAAAGAAGACAGUGUUGUGCUGAAAUAUUUCAUGGGCCAGAAUUUCAUAUCGGUUCCAUUAAUUAGGCCUAUAGAAUAAGUAGUGUAAUGUAAUGAAAAAUAAAUAGUGCCCUCCGUGGCUGAAUGAGGUAUUGUAUACUUUGGAUGAAAUAGGCAAUAUAAUGGAAUUAAUAGGACAUAAUACCAUUUUGUGGCCUGGAUAUUUUCUUUUUUGUACUGUUGAGUCGUUGCCUUCUGGACUAGUGCCUCGUUUCCUUCCAAGUGUCCUGGUUUCCAGCCUGGUGCUUUAACCACUACAUCAAAUCUUUCUUUAGCAAAAACUGGACCAUGUACUACUACUGAUACAUUAUACUACUUCUGUAGGCCAAUGUAUUUAAUAUAUACUGCUCAUUAAAGUGUCAUGUACUCGGGAAAAUAGGGCAAAGUACUGAAUAUCCAAAUAUUGCCCUUUGGUGCUUCCCUGAUGAAUGGUAAAAAUAUGUCAAUAUAAGUAUAACAAAUAAUAAUUCCCUGCUGUUUACAGUUUAAAUUUUUUGGAUCUGUUAACUACCUAUUUCCGGCUCUUUGAAAUAAAGGUCCUUGUCGUUUUUGGUAAGGUACCCUGUGGUAUAUAGUGGAAGCAGCAAUACAGGAAGCUGUUUAAAUUAUCUGCUCAAGCAGCUUUCGAUAUAGCUUGUUCAUUUCUUCAUCCCUAUCGGUUAUUCAUUAAAUAAACGGCUCUUCGGAUCGGAGUUAAAUUUAGAUUGAGAACAGCAAGUGUGGGCAUGUUAUUGUGAACGGCCCCAGAGUUCCUGUACUUAAGUGAGAUGGGCGGUGCAGAACUUUAAUAAAAAAUAAAAAUGCAA